AUGCCCUUUGACGUCCAGGCCGCGGGUACCGCCCUGUUAGAGGCGCACAGCGCCUCGGUGGCCUUAGCCAAGGCCAAGAUCCGAGAGCUCGCGCUUCCGGUGCCGCUCGAGCGUCUCGAUGACGUCGCUUUAGUCGUCGUGAUUAUUUGCACGCUCUUCAGCGUCGCGAUCGCCCUGACGCUCACGCGCGCGCUCGGACGCACGGCGAGCGCGUUAAGGUUGUCCACGUCCUCGCGCGCGGACGCCAUAGUGCUCAUGGGUCCGAAAGGGAGCGGGAAGACGUGUGCGUGGCAGUCGUUGGCGUACGGCGAGCAAAAGUUUGGCACGUGCACGAGCGUGGAGAUAAACGAGCUCACGGAGGACGUCAAGGGGAAGGACGCGCGCGGAAGGGAGGUCACGAAACGGAAAGUGCGGGUCAUCGACGUCCCGGGACAUCCAAAGCUUCGACGAGAGGCGAUGCUGUGGUUGAAGCAAGCGAAGGCAGUGGUGUUCGUCGUGGACAGCGUGACGGUGGCGAACGAACGGAAGGAGGUGGCGCAGUUUCUGUUCUCAAUCUUGAGCGACGAGAAUUUUCAGCGACGGCGUUUACCGCUCAUGCUGGCGUGUAACAAGGGCGAGAAGCUCACGGCGCAUCCGCCUGAUUUCAUCCGGAAGCGCCUCGAGCGAGAAAUCGAAGCCGUGCGACGCGCCGCCGAGGGAGAGCUCCCGAGCAUGGCUAUCAACUCCAAGCAGCGUCGGGCGAACGCUGCGGCGCAGAAAAAACGUGACAAGUAUCGAACGCUCGGCCAAAGACCCGGCGAGGCGUUCACGUUCGACGCCUUCGCUCGCGCCACGGCGUGUCCUCCAACGACGUUCGACCGCCUCUCUGCCGUGAAAAACCAAGUCGAACCGCUCCGCGAUUUCAUCGUUCGUCUCCGACACUAG
This is a messenger RNA of Ostreococcus tauri, 924 nucleotides long. RefSeq names its product Signal recognition particle receptor, beta subunit. The record is from RefSeq and is a predicted model, not a curated record. The coding region runs from base 1 to 924 and encodes 307 amino acids. NCBI's taxonomy places the organism in Eukaryota, Viridiplantae, Chlorophyta, Mamiellophyceae, Mamiellales, Bathycoccaceae. The transcript has a single exon.